ACGGAAGGAAGCACCUCUUUCACUUUGACGACGCUCAUGCUAAUGCUGAGGUCUCACCACGCUUCAGACGGCGAUGCUAUGCGCUUUGAAGCCAUGUGCUUUGUACACGUCGCAUAAUGCUGCGCUUUUCACCCGGAGAUAUAUCCAUGUUUCUACCACACUCCUUGACGCCGUCCACAAUGGCUCGCAGCUACCUAUACGCUUCAUCGCCCGUUCUCCGCCGAAGACGAACAUCAAUGAGCCGACUUCCGGGUGUGGACCCGUGAUACGUCACGUCAAGAGGCAGAAGAGGGUUCUCAUUAGAAGAAUUGCUCCUGCGAACCCGGCCCUGCAGAGCGCAAUGCCGCCCACGGUCCCUUUCUCGACAAAGUCUACUGAACCGAAUGGUAGAUAUAGACCCGUGAUACGUCGCGUCAAGAAGAAGGUGACGGUUCCCAUCAGAAGAAUUGCUUCUGCGAUCCCGGCACUGCAGAGCGCAAUGCCGCCCACGAUCCCUUCUUCGACAAAGUCUACUGAACCGAAUGGCGGACAUGGACGUCACAUUAAGAAGAAGAAGGAAAAGGGUAUUUCUAUCAGAAGGAUACCUCUUGAAGUUCCGCUCGUGCAGAAGUCGACGUUGCCAUUUUCCGGAAUUCACAAGUACCCAGCAUCCGGCGAAACACGAUACGUCAAAGUCGAUGAUUCUGUGAGCUUGUCUCACCCCGUGGAGCAUUGUGGGACUUACGGCAUGGUGACAACUCAGAACGCAACGGCCACAACGCUAAAAGAUCUACUCAGACAAGUUCCAGCUAUACCAUCGAACUCCUUCGUGGGCUCGCCCACAAUCCUACUCUUAUUGACGCCGUGUUAUGCACAAGCCCUGAAUCAAGGUCUUGUGGAGGAAUUGCAGAUACUUCGGGAACGAUUGUUUCGAAACCACUCGAUGUUGAACAGUACCGAUGUUGUUAAGACUCUAGUGGCUGUAGUGGAUCGUCUUGCGGAACCACGAGACUACGAAAUGGGCCCACCAUCACGCGCCCCUCCGAUUUUAGAAGACGGACUCGAUGGUAUAUCUUAUGCCGUCAUGGAUUCGCGACACAUUUCCUCCAGCACAAGUCUAUCACAGCUGGACCGUUUCGAUACCGAUGUUCCUGAAGACUUAGCAACCACGCCAACGUUGUCUUUCCAUAUGAAUGAAUCCUUAAGGAGAAGAAGCCCUCGCAAGAAUAUCCAAGUCCACGUUCCCCUCGCCAAUACUCUUUUCCAGAAUGGCUACGAAUACACAAUGUCUUUAUACACUAUCAAGAAACCAGAGAGUUCGGCGCCAGUCGAAGUCGUAUCCAUCAAGCAUGAAUUAAAACGUGCUUCAAUUCUUUGGCCGUUCGAUAUUUCUGGAAGAGGUCGGAACUCGUCAACGUCGCUGGCAUGUCCUUUACUACCUCUGACCGGGUCUCUCAAGAUCUUGGAUGUAAUGGGUAACAUCAUCAGUCGACUUGAGAACAAGCACAAUUCGGUUAUCCCGGCCUCGCUUCACGUAGAGCAAGGCGUGCACAAGUUUUUCGACGUGACGCGAACAGAUCCUUGUUCAGUCUCAAUCUGGGCAUUGCUCUAUCCAUAUCCAGCCGAUUUUGCCUUACGCGUAGUCUCUACCUAUAAUCGAUAUCUGAAUGGGCGUAGUCGAAGAGCGAUCACACAAAUCGCACUCACCCAGGAAGAGAGCUUCGUGGAUUUCUGGCGACACACUGCUUGGAACGACCACAUCAUGCGCGCACUCAACCGUGGUGCAUCAUUACAUCGAGUCAUGAGCGGAGGAGGUGGUUGGGGCAACAAGGCUGGGCUACUGUCUCUCGAUCCCUACAAAAUCCAGAGGCUGCCGAUGGAUGAAAAACCCCUUGGAAUGCUCGACUCUGAUAGAGAUUGUCAGGAUUCGAAGCAGAGUAAAUUCUCAUUCGAAGAUCUUGCAGGCGAAGAUGAAAACGCCUCAGCAACAUUCAGGCCUGGUGACUACCUGCAAUUCUUCAUUAUGCCUCCUAUAUCACAGCAGGAGGUGGCCAGAAGGGCAUUGACAGGAGACAGUACCCCGUCAUCGCAAGCUGUGCCAACAACGAAAUGGUCAUUGGACUUUGGCACGGUCCCCAGCACGGUGGACGAAGUGCCACAGUAUUCUGAAAGUAAGGAUGUUGCACUUACACAGGUGACAGUUCAUCCUGAUCGCUUCUCUGCGUUGUCAGAAAAGGCAAUCCAUGUCCAGAGCUCUGAAGAGAGAGUAAUGCAACCCACAGUAACAUAUUCAAAGCUCGACGUUCCCUAUACGCGUUGGAACGCAGCCGAUGAUUUCCUUCAUGUACGUCUACAACCCAUUGGUUAUUUGAAGAGGAAAAAUCGUCUUAGGAUCCGAAGAAUUCCGGCCCAUAAGCCUCAGAACUUGUUUCUCCAUUACAGGAUAGGAAAGAACCGUACUCACAGCCUCCGUCGACGGCGACUCCCGAGGCAUCCCGUGCUCUCGCGAAAUAGACGAAUUCGCCAGCUGUUUCGCAAGUAUCUUACGACCACCAAGCCCAAAGUGAAUAGACAUACAGUUUCGUUCAGUCGACCGAGAAGAGUUCUAAUGAAUCAGCACCAAUAUGUGCGCCGCGGUGGUGCCAAAAGCGGAAUCACCGAUCCCAGUUUCGAUGAGCUAGAGAAUAUUACUGCAUUGGAAGCAGCUAAGGAACAAGAAAAGGAAGAUCUUCGUCGUAUACGGUUGCUUAAGAAAGCCAAGUUCAAGCCGUCGGUGAUUCGCAGAACUCUCACAGAUUCGGCGAAGCGCGCUGGCCUGUCACCAGAGCACGAUGAUCUCAUUCGACAGGCUAAUUUCGAAACGUUUGAGCCUGGUAUGAGACAUAGACGGCGACGUAUGCUACACGGAGAUGAUUGGGCCACAGAGGAGAACGCCCGCGUGUAUUCGUCUGAGAAGCGACGUAGGGAGAGACUGGCGGAGCUUUUAAGAGAACGAAUGGCAGGCAAUCGUCCAGCGGAGCAGCAGAUGAAGCGAUAUUCGGAUGAAGACGCUGCUGCGGUCGUGGAUCAGAUAGAUAUGCUGCUGAGGGGAUUAUGAAAGUGGUCGUAAAUACCCACUUGGUCCUGUCUGUCUGUAUAAAUGUAGUAUUUUGUACAUAUUGCUUUUUACUUAUAACUAUUCGCCAUGCUGAGGAACAUUACGGCGCCCGAAAGCAGGU
Pseudovirgaria hyperparasitica is the source of this 3197-nucleotide messenger RNA. RefSeq lists its product as uncharacterized. Bases 74 to 3076 code for a protein of 1000 amino acids. The record is from RefSeq and is a predicted model, not a curated record. NCBI's taxonomy places the organism in Eukaryota, Fungi, Ascomycota, Dothideomycetes, Acrospermales, Acrospermaceae. The transcript is spliced from 2 exons.